Messenger RNA from Paramecium sonneborni, 1705 nucleotides. Lineage: Eukaryota; Ciliophora; Oligohymenophorea; Peniculida; Parameciidae. The record is from the annotation of a GenBank genome assembly.
AUGAAAAAAUAUAAAAAACUACUUAAACCCUUCCGAUCUCUAGAUCUCUUCACCAAACCUGUAUCUCUACUAAUCAAAGAUAGAGAGCGUCACAAAACUUAUUGUGGGGCAUUCCUCACCAUUAUUAUUAUAUCUAUGAUGAGUGUCCUCUUAUUCACGAAUUUCAAUAAUUUAGAUAAGAAUCCUCAUUCCUAUCAAUAUCAGAUAUACCAUCAAGCAUUAAACUGUACCCAAUUAAUUAAUUUUACUAUACAAAUAACUGGAUUAGAUGAACAAGACUUAGAUGUAAACACUUCAGAUGGCCAACUUUAAAUGAGUUAGAAUCUCUAUUAAUAUGCUUAAUAAGUAAGUUUAUAUGAAACAGAACAAAGAGUUUAGUUUGUUAUUGUAGAGAUCUAUCUCAAGAAUGAUAGUCAACUAUAAAAAACAGUGAAAAGUCUUGAUUUCUAGUUUUAAAUACCAACUUUUUAUUAUGAUUUAUAAGAUGUUUAAGAUCCUGUAAAAAUGAGAAUUGAGAAAAUUGAUACAACUUUAAGUCCAAGUGUUUAAAAAAGAAUUGAUAUCUACAUGAGUCCACUUACUGUUAUUUCAGAUAAUGGUAUGGUAUUGAAAGAUGAGACAAAACAAAGUUUGUUAGCAUAUCACCAUCAUUAAGAAAUGUAUGAGGUUGGGAAUGCUUUAAAAUUACUUCAUAUGAGAAUACGUUUGAAUAAAACAGAGUUUGUUUAAUACCGAUCGUAUCCAAAAUUAUAAUAGAUUCUUGGAGAAGCUGGUGGAUUAUGGAAUGUCAUUUUCACAUUAGCAAUGUUCUUAUAACUGCCAUUUAGCAAUUUAUCUUAUCGAUUGUAAAUAAUCAAUUCUCUAUUUAAUUUUUCAAACGAUGAUGAUUCAACGGCUAAUAAUGAUAAUAAUAAUAAGAUAAAGGUUGAUAAUGAAAAAUUAAUUGAGAAAGCUGUAAGUCCAUAAUAGAUUGACAAGAAAAUUCCAUUGUGUUAAAGUGAAGUAAAUCUUCCAAUAGUUCCUGUAUUGAAGAAAUAAAAAAGUUGGAGUUAAUUAAAUUAAUUGAAUAUUAAGAAAAGAUUGUAUAGUAUAUAAAGAAAGAGUCAGAUGAUAACAGAGGCUGAUAGUGAGAAUCAGAAGGCUCAUAUAACAAAUGAGAUUUCAGCAUCAAUUAAAAGAUUUUUUAGAGUUGUUACCCAAAAGCUUAAUUUGAAUCUUUUGGAAUAUAUAACAUUUUAAUUUCCAAGAAGGAAGAAUAAUAACAAUAUAAAAUAUUAGUAAUUUGAAUUUGCAGUUAAUCGAAUCUAAAAAUCACUGGACAUUCUAUACAUUAUAAAUAAAUUACAUGAAAUUGAUAAAUUAAAAUUUAUCCUUUUGAAUAAAGCAUAGAUCAAGAUGUUUGAUUAUUUACCUAAACCAUUUAUAGGAGCAGAUCCGUAAGAUAUUUCAGAUGAUAACUUUUGUUCACUUUUGAAACCAGCAAAGACUCCUUAUCAAAAGGCAUUAGAGGCUUAGCAAGCGUUUAAAGAAAUUAUUACUAACUAUUAAGAUCCAAUAAAUUAGAAAUUAAUAAAUAGUAUGGAUGAACCUAUCAUAGAUUUAAUGAAAUUAUAGUUGAAUUAGGAUAUUUAAAUAUUAGACACAUCAGUGAUUAAUUAAUUAGUUUAGAGUGCUGAAUAUAAAUUAGAUACAGCAAGACAAUGAC